AACCAUAGACGGCAAGAUCCGAGGCUUCCGUGUACCAUCCUGCGAUCGGGUCACCAUGGAGUGGGUUCUACAAGCAGGCAGCGGACAAUUGGGCUACAAAAGAGGACCGAUGGCCACAGGGGAAGCCGAAAUGGGUGCCGUAGGUGCCGCGGGUUGUGCUAUGGGUGCCACGGGCUCGGUUCUCACUUCUCACACUGCCUCUGCCCGAGUCUGCCGCCUCUCACUCUUAGACUCUCUAUGUCUGUCACCUAGGUCACCUUCGACCUUCCCCUUUGGCCCUCCCCUACCUUAUUCAUUUCUCCAGUUCUCACACUGCCUCUGCCUCCUCUCACUCUUGGACUCUCUGUGUCUCUCACCCCUUUGGCCUUCCCCUACAAAUCUCAACCUUAAAUCCCCCACUGCACCGCUGUUGCGCCGUUGCUGCGCCCCUGCCAACGCUUAUGUCAAUUAUGGAAAUCCUCAAGACGGUAAAAUCAGUGAAAUUUGGACUGGUAUCUUUGUGUUGUGUUGUUUGGAUGUGAAUCUGACUUUGAAUUUGAUGUUUCCAAUCUUGAUUGAUUGGGUGAUAUUCAUAUGAUCAAUGGGAGCAUGUUUGGAUGUUUUUCAAUUCUGGAUUUCUAUUUUAUUAAUAUGUAAUUUGUCUUGAUUACAGAGAAUUU
Messenger RNA from Rubroshorea leprosula, 659 nucleotides. The record is from the annotation of a GenBank genome assembly. Lineage: Eukaryota; Viridiplantae; Streptophyta; Magnoliopsida; Malvales; Dipterocarpaceae.